Elgaria multicarinata webbii is the source of this 4700-nucleotide messenger RNA. RefSeq names its product cell migration inducing hyaluronidase 2 (gene CEMIP2). The coding region runs from base 143 to 4270 and encodes 1375 amino acids. Lineage: Eukaryota; Metazoa; Chordata; Lepidosauria; Squamata; Anguidae. The transcript is spliced from 24 exons. The record is from RefSeq and is a predicted model, not a curated record.
UGCCAUUUGUGUAAAGGCAGAAGUCGGGGCGAGCCGGGUGCCUCGAACGCGCGUGAGGAGGGGAGAGCACCAUGCCUCCGCCCUGACCGCGCCUCCUUCGCCGCCGCCGCCGCCUGUCCUCGAGGCCACGUGACUGUGUAACAUGCAAGCCAUUGAUCCCAGGGGGAGUUCUCCUGCCUUCCUUCAACCUCAGAAUGGAAGCAGCCAUAAAUCUUCUGGAUAUGUCCCAGGAAGAAUUGUCCCCCUUCGUCCUCCUCCCCCUCCAAAGAACCAAGCUUCAGCCAAAUUUACCUCUGCACGACAGGAAGCUCAUGCAACAGUAGCCUCCUCAGCAAAUGAGCAGCGCUUUCAAGAAGCAAGCAGAAAGAAGCGGCACAAAAAUACACUCAUUUGUUUUGCCAUGUCUAGCUUUUCAUUUUUUCUUGCACUUGGGAUUAUUUUGGGAAUAGCAUCAAAAUAUGCUCCUGAUGAGAACUGUCCGGAUCAGAAUCCCCGCCUUAAGAACUGGAAUCCUGGACAUGAUAGAGAAAAGAAAAUUGUCCUCCAACAGGGAGAUCUGUUUCGUCUGAAUAUGGAUGCUACAGUGCACUCUAUAGUUAUACAGGACGGGGGAUUGCUUGUCUUUGGUGAUGAUGAAACAGGAUCCAGAAAUAUUACACUGCAAACACGUUUCAUCCUUAUCAAGGAUGGUGGAGCGCUUCAUAUUGGAGCAGAGAAAUGUCGUUAUAAAUCCAAAGCAACAAUCAUCUUGUAUGGCAAAAUGGACCAAGGUGAUUAUGUGCCAACAUUUGGCAAAAAGUUUGUGGGUGUGGGCCCUGGUGGAACACUGGAGUUGCAUGGAUCUCAGAAGUUAGCAUGGACGUCUCUAUCAAGAACACUGUACUCUUCAGGGCUGGCCUCUGGCUCAUAUACAUUUGAAAAGGAGUUUUUCCGAGGCCUAAUUGUGAGAGUUAUUGACCAAGAUACUGCACAAGUUUUGGCAAUGGAGAGAUUUGAUACUCAUGAAUCGCAAAAUGAUAGCAGGAGACUUCAGGAUUUUCUAAAAGGCCAAGAUUUUGGGCGCAUUGUUGCUAUUGUUGUGGGAGACUCGGUUGCUAAAAACCUCCUGGAUGAAACCAGGACAACCAUACAGAAUCUUCUGGGAAGUAAGCUCGUCAAAGGAUUGAGUUACAGGCAGGCCUGGGCUUUAGUUGGUGUAAUUGGUGAUAGAAAUUCAUCUUGUAACGAGUCUGUGAGAGAAUAUGAAAACGGCAGCACAGGAGGCAAAGCCCUUGCGCAAAGAGAAUUUUUUACGGUGGAUGGUCAGAAGUUCGCUGUGAGAGCUUUCAGUGAAUGGAUUGCUGGUGUUCCAAAGUGGGGUUUCCAGGUUGAAGCUGUGCAUGGAGUGAUAUUGGAUCUGUCGGAUGAUAUUAGUACUUGGAAGCCUGAAGACCAGAUUGUUGUUGCAAGCACUGAUUAUUCUAUGUACCAGGCAGAAGAAUUCACCCUCCUUCCUUGCCCAGAAUGCAACAGAUACCAAGUCAAGGUUAGAGAAACCCCUCAGUUCCAUCAUAUGGGAGAAAUCAUUGAUGGAGUGGACAUGAGGGCCGAGGUUGGAGUUCUCACCAGGAACAUCUUAAUAAAGGGAGAGAUGGAAGAUUCCUGUUACACUGGCAAAGAAUGCCAGUUCUUCAAUUAUGAUACUUUUGGUGGACACAUCAAGAUUUUGAAGAAUUUCACAUCUGUUCACCUCUCCUAUGUGGAACUCAAACAAAUGGGUCAGCAGGUGCAUGGAUCUUACCCUGUUCACUUUCACCGCUGUGGAGAUGUAGAUGAGAAAGGAGGGUACAGCUACAAGACUUAUGUGGAAGGCCUUUCAAUUCAUCAUUGUUUCUCCAGAUGUGUGAGCAUUCAUGCAACAAAUGGCUUGCUGAUAAAGGACACCAUUGGUUAUGACACACUAGGCCAUUGUUUUUUCAUGGAGGAUGGCAUUGAACAGAGGAAUACACUGUUUCAUAAUCUGGGACUAGUCACCAAACCAGGCACACUUCUUCCAACAGACAGGAAUAGCACGAUGUGCACGGCCAUGCGGGAUAAAGUCUAUGGAAACUAUGAGCCAGUACCAACCACAGACUGCAUGGCUGUUUCCACAUUUUGGAUUGCUCAUCCUAACAACCACUUAAUAAAUAAUGUAGCCGCAGGCUCACAGGAUGCCGGAAUAUGGUAUAUAUUUCACAAGGUGCCUACAGGAGAGUCUCAUGGAUUGUUUCCUGAAACCAAAGCUGAACUUACACCUCUAGGAAUUUUCUAUAACAACAAGGUUCACUCCAACUUUAAGGCUGGUUUAUUCAUUGAUAAAGGUGUGAAAACCACCAAUGCAAGUGCUGAGGAUAAAAGGGAAUAUCUGUCUUUGGACAAUAAUGCAAGGUUUCGGCCUCAUGAAGAUGCAAAUCCAGAGAAGCCUCGAGUUGCUGCUCUCAUAGACAGGCUAAUUGCUUACAAAAACAACGACCACGGGACUUGGGUCAGAGGAGGGGAUAUCAUCAUUCAGAACUCUGGGUUUGCUGACAAUGGAAUAGGUUUAACCUUUGCCAGUUAUGGAAGCUUCCCAAGUGAUGAAGGUUCCAGCCAGGAAGUCUCGGACUCUCUGUUUGUUGGUGAAAGCAAGAAUUACGGCUACUUAGGUGGCCAAAACAAAUACUGGGGAACUGGAGGAAUAAACAAUAAAACUCGUACCCUGCCUAGAAACCGGACUUAUCCAAUCAGAGGUUUUCAGAUUUACGAUGGGCCUAUUCGUCUCACCAAAUGUACAUUCAUUAACUUUGUACCAACUCCAGACAGAUUCACAAGUGCAAUUGGGUUCCUGAUGAAAAACACCUGGCAAAUUACGCCUCAGAACAAUAUUUCCCUAGUGAAGUUUGAUGAAAAUGUUUCUCUGAAAGUCUUUUAUGGUAAGCCCGGCCCUUGGUUUGAAGAGGCUGAUCUUGAUGGAGACAAGAACUCAAUAUUCCAUGACGUAGAUGGAUCUGUGACUGAAUACAAGGACACUUACGUUGGUAGAAUGGAUAACUACCUGAUUCGUCAUCCAGACUGUAUUAAUUUUACCAAGUGGAAUGGUGUGGCCUGCAGUGGGACCUAUGCUCAGGUAUACAUCCAGACACGGAAUCCACAGAAUCUUACCAUGACUAUGGUGCGGGAUGAAUAUCCUUCCAACCCUAUGAUACUGAGAGGAAUUAAUAAUCAGAAAGCUGAUUUCCAGCAAUACCAGCCUGUUGUGAUGCUUCAAAAGGGCUAUACGAUACAUUGGAAUGGACAAGCCCCUCAGUCGACAUCUCUUUACCUCAUUAACUUCAACAUGAAUGACUGGAUUCGGGUAGGCCUCUGUUACCCACCAGACACCUCUUUUCAAGUAACCUUUGACCGUAAGCAGGCUGGUUACUAUAAUGUGGAAGACUAUGUUCCUGUAUCUUCGAUGGCAGAAUUACAGAAGAAUCGAACAGAGAAACAUUUUUAUUUUGAUAACAGCACUGGGCUGCUGUUUUUGUUUCUUCAAACCAAAUAUCCCAGGAAUGGCCACAGUUACUGUUCAUCUCAGGGAUGUGAGAGAAUCAAGAUUCAGGCCACCAUUCAGUCAAAGCCUGUCAGUAACUGCUUGACAAAAGCUUAUCCAAAGUACUUCCAGAAGCCAAGUGUUGUGAAAAGAAUGCCUACGAAAAUUACGAGCUCAUGUCAAAAGUGUGGCUCAGCUCAGAUGGCAUUUACCAGUGAUCCUCAUAAAACCUACCUCCUUGUGAAAAUACAGUCCCCUGAUUCACAAAGGAAUCAAGGAUCGUCUGUCUCAGUCAACGGUGUUAAGUUUCCAUUGAGAGGUGUGGGUGUACUCAGCCUAGCCAUUGAUGCCUGUACUGGCAAAGUAACAAAAGAAACAUUUUUCCCUGAAGUGAACAUCAAGCACCUAGAAGAUCAUAUAAAAACUGGAAUUCCCCAGAGGUCUAUAGUUAUAUUAAGCACCACAGGGAAUAUAAAAAAUCUUAACAUUUCGCAAGCCUUAGUGACCCUUGGAGCAGCAAAACCAGCAAGUCUUCAGAACAUGGGGAGCAUCAGCUUUCUUGGGUUCAGAGGAAACUUUAAACCAUCUUGGAUAAAGCUCUUUACCAGUCCUGCAGGGCAGGGCUUAGGUCAAAUUGAAAAGUAUAUCCCUUUACAGCUGGAAGAGUACGGUUGUGCCAGAGUGAACACUAGCCGACGGAAAGAUUUGGAACUUUUAAAGCAGGCUAUAAGAACACAGUAGAAAUUAAGGGUGCCUGUGAGCACUGAAGACAAUGUGAACUAAUUUAUUUAUUUUAUGGGAUUUUAAAAUGUACUAUUAUCCCAAGUACAUCACUUUGCUGUUUUGAUAUGGACACAUGCCUACGUUGAAUGCUUGAAUGCCAUUCUGUGCACCUUCGGAUUGUACAAAAUAUUAAAGAAGUAAAGUAUUUGUUAAAAAUACCAUUUUUGGGGGUGGGAUGCUUCUAAGGUUUGUACUUAUAAAAAGCCUUUUGUCUUCUACUUUCUUUGUGUUGCAUUCUUGAGAAGAGAAGAUGCUGCUUUGGAGGGUUUGUUCAGAUUUGUACCUUGGAUUACUUGAAGUAUUUUAAAAACACUUGCAUAUAUGUUUAUGUAAUAAGGAGGCCAGUUUCUACAUUGCAAUUAGCUACUUAUUUUUCUUUCUAACUCAC